Messenger RNA from Periconia digitata, 857 nucleotides. Lineage: Eukaryota; Fungi; Ascomycota; Dothideomycetes; Pleosporales; Periconiaceae. The record is from the annotation of a GenBank genome assembly.
UUUUCUGGUGUGGCUCAAAUGUGGCGGUGCCAUGUCAAAAGCCGAAAAUAAUCCAUGACAUCUGCACUGCAUGUAAAGUGAAAGGAGCCGUUCCAUCAUACAGAACCUCCACUUUCACGAGGAGACACAGUAUCACGCGUCCACCUAUCAAUUACCGCGGGGAAAGCUGUAAAAGCGACACAUCAUCACAACAUUUGAUACAGAAAUCCAUUGCAAAUCCGAAAUCUACCGGCACGAUUGCUCUUCCAUCAUCACAUCACACCACAAUGGCAGACGAUACACGGCAGCAAUCACAGCAAUCGCAGCAACCGCAGCCACCCUCAUCGAUCCCAUCCGAAGCACCCAAUGCCUCCGAAAUCCUACGCGCUUCUAGGCCCCCCGCCAAUAUCAUGCCUGGAGGAACUGCGCAUACAGCGGGUGGCCAGCGCGUUGAGGACGGCCCAACCUACUUCGACGUGGUGCGCAGGUUAGGCCCGGAGUAUUAUCUCAAUUUUCACAAGAGACCCUGUGUAAGGGAUGGACUUAUGACGGGUAUUGCUAGUGGGUUCGUGGCAGGAAGUGUGGCUGCAGUCCUGAGACGACCGGUUUAUCUUUGCACAAAUUGGGCCGUAGGAAUCUGUGUCAUGGCAGCUUGCGGUCACUAUCAAACAUGCCAAUACUACCGUGGUCGCGAGAAGGACGGCAUGAAACAAGCACAAGUGCUCAUCGAAAAGAAGCGCGCUUCCAUGGAAGCAAAGAAAGAAGCACGGCGCAGAGCGAGGGAAGAGCAGGAGCGAAUCGAAGAAAUGCAGCGACAAGAGCAAAUUAGGAGGAAAUCGUGGAGUUAUUGGGCAAGUAAAAAUCUGAAAUUUUGGUAA